Molecule: messenger RNA, 5185 nt
Organism: Talpa occidentalis (Iberian mole)
Lineage: Eukaryota; Metazoa; Chordata; Mammalia; Eulipotyphla; Talpidae
Product: maestro heat-like repeat-containing protein family member 1
Exons: 42
Coding region: 20-5026 (1668 amino acids)
Cellular component (GO): cytoplasm
Source: RefSeq, a predicted model, not a curated record
CGUGGCCUGGGUGACACAGAUGUGGAAAAUUUCAGGCAUUCAUUCUAAACUCCGGUUCAGAAAGUCUAGUUCUGAUGAUAGACCUGUCGUCUAUCAUCCCAAACAAGGCAUGUUAAUAGCUACGAUAGCCUCCCCAGAGACGACUCACAAGGACUUGGCAUGGGAUGUCUCAGAAAAGACCAUUGAGAACUUUAAUGACGCCCUCCAAGUUUCUGGUCAGUUGUCAGCAGAUACUAUCCUCCAAACCCUCAAGAUGCUGGAAAUCAAAAUCACGAGUAACAAGUUGUCACCUCCACUGUGCCAGAAAGUGACAGAUGUCAUCAUCAAGUAUCUGAGGACCUUGAAGCCAUCCAAAGAAUUGGAGGAGAAAUGUACUGCAGUCCUACUGGCUAUAGGGUCCUACCAUCCGGAAAUGAUCACUGAAAAACUCUGGGACAGAGUUUAUCUGUACACCUUGCCUCCCAGAAGCCUCCUGGUUGCCGUUGGGAAACUCACCGUCUGCCCGGGUAUAGCCCACUGCAUUGGCACCACAUGGGAACAUAUCCUGCGCCUUCUGGGGAUGACCCAGGAAGAGGAAGACAUGUUGGCAUUAUGUCAAGCACUCAGUGGAUUGGUCGUCAAUGUCCGAAAGCAUCUGGAUCUGGGCGCCCACGCUGAUGAAGUGAUGGACAUCACACAGGAGGCAGUGUCCAUCAAGGCCUACUAUACUCUCCGGGUGCUCUUGAACCGUUGGCCCAUGAAGACCAAGGAGGCAGAGCAAGCUCUGGUCAUUGCCGGCCACCUCUUCUUCCUCAUUGCACCAUCCAAACUCAAGAACCAAGUGAACCAGUUAGUCCGCUGGCUGAUGAUGUUAUUCACCCAUGUGACACCUUUCUACAUCUCCCAGUGUGUCUGCCAGCUCGUGGACUCUCUGGCUCUCAGCGGCUGUGGAGGGGUGAACUUGGAGUCCCAGCUGGAGAACUUGACGGCCAUGCUGUUGAGGCUGCUGACCGUAAAGGUCAACACCGCAGACCCCCACUCUGUGCAGAACAGCCACCUCGUCCUGAGGACUUUCAGUGUCCUAACCAAGCUGUACAGUGACCAGGUGGUGUUCUUGUUACGCAAGACCAUGGAAACCAGGGACCCGGACAUGGUGGCAUCCGCUCUCCAAGUCUUCAUGGAUUUGUUCCAGGAGGUGACCCAGUCUGAGAAGAGGAAGAGUGAAAUCCUGCACUCCACCAUUAUCAUGGUCCAGACGGAUCUCAAACCCGUGAGGAAGGAUGUGCUGCGCUUCAUCGAGAUGCUGGGGCAGCACAAAUACCUGGCCCUGCCCCAGAGCAAUGCCAUCCUCGACUACAUGGUGAAGCUCAGCGUAUCGGACUCCUUUAAUGAAGUGGACAUCCGAAUACUGUGUUCAAAGAUUCUCCAGAUGGUCUCCUUGCCAAGACUGGUCACCGUAAUGUGUGAGCCCAGCAGUGUCUUGGCCUUUGUGCCACUGUGUGAGACAGUCUUGGAAAUGGCUCUGAAGGCCCAGUCCCAGGGCAAGACCCCCUACCUCAGCGGCUUUCAUCUCACACCCACCCAGUUUGUAACCCCACAGAACCUCCUGUCCUGCCUCGUGAUGCUUUCCAUAAGGCCCUACAGACAAAAGAACAUUGGUGCAAGCUCCCUCAAGCUACUACAUGCCCUGCACCCUAUCACCUCUCUGCACCCCGUUAUCAAUUCAGAUGUGGGCCAGCUGUGGAUGAAAGAGAUCCCCAGGAUGGUUCAGUUCUUGGAGGAGCACAAUGAGAAGACCCUCAUUCAGGAGAAGUGGGAGAGAUGGCUGCUCAAGUUUUCAAGUCGCACCCUGGUGGCCAUCAAUGAUGACAAGUGGCUGGAGCACCUCAUCAGGGUCAUCUUGAAGAAGAUUCAUUAUUUCAGCGAGGCUGAUGAGAAGACUUUCCUGUAUAAAUUCUUCGGCUUCACCCUGUGGUCCUCAAGUGACAAGACAUUGGUGCAGAUGAUGAUCACCGCCUUGGUCCUGACCACCCACGAGGACUUGGCAGAGCGGGAGGGCAUUGCCAUGGCAAUCAGUAUCGUGGCCACGAGACACCUGAAGGUGGUUCUGGACCAGCUGCAAGUAUACUGUGCUGUGCUCACCAACAAGGACACCUCAUACAUCAACCUAAUGCCGAAGGAACAUCAGCAAAGGGAGUGGGGGCUGGUGUGUAGCACCAUCUACUUAAGCUACAGCAAGAUCAUCUGCGAGAGCAAGACAGCCAUCUACUACCAUGUGGACAACAUCCUGGCUUUGAUCCCGCAGCACUACUACAACUGCAUUGUGGAAAAGGAUAAGAAGCUGAAGGAGGAUUACCUGGACGCCCUGACCAUGCUGACCAGCAUCCUGAGCACCCACCCCAUAGCCUUUCAGUUCCAGUUUCCCCACAAAUCACACAUUGUGGACUUCAUGUUGGAGCUCAUCAAGGAGGAACCGCUGACCACCCUCUCCAGCCUCAUCAGGCAGAAGGCCAUGAGCAUCAUCACUGACUUCAGCAUGCUCAGGCCCUUCAUGGAGGUGGAAGAAAAAACAGAUCUACUUCGAACCUGCUUCAAGAGUGUGCUCUGCUUGCCCCCUGCUGAAGUUUUGCCGAAGGAGGAGUUUGGCACCAAGGAGGCCCAGGCCAAUGUGAGUAUGCUCAGCAAGACCCUGGAAGCUCUCCAAAGGCUGACGGAGGCACUGAUUGUUGAGAUGCCCACGCGUACCCAGCACUGCUUGGAGCUUCUGGACACGUGGCUGAAUUCCCAGAAGGACAGCGAGCGGGAGCGGGCCAUGUGGUGCACCGCCCGGAUUCUGGGCUUCAUUGCAAAGAUGAAGGACUUUGAUAAUAAAAUCGAGUUCACCCGGCUGGGACGCCUGGUGAGGCUUCUGGCCAUGCGCUGUCAGGACCCUGUGGACAACAUCUGCUUCCUGUCCGCCCAGGCUGUCUACAACCUCUACUGUAUCCUCUUGCGGCAAAAGCAGAUGGCAAGGAAGAAAGAGGGCUUGUGGGAAGAGGACAGCAAGAGUGGCAUCUAUAGUGCCCACGUGUUCUAUAACAGCACCUUUGAGAUCGCCAAGGCAUUUGCAGAGUACUUCACUAAGAUCCAGGUCACCACCUUGGUGCUGACGGCCAUAGAGGGCCUGACCGACAGCCGGGCCAAGGUGUCUCUGGCGCUAGCCCAGCUGAUGAGCGCUGUCCUGAAAGAGCGGGGCAAAGACGUGAUAAAGAUUGAGGAGGUUGUGGAGGGCAUCCUUGAGCGGCUCAAUUCACAGCUGGAGCCCAACACGAAGGAGGAGACCCUGCAGGCCAUGUGCUGGUUGGCAGGCAGCAACACCCACACCGUGGUGCCCAUGCUGCUCAACAAGCCCCUGCCUUGGGAUAGAACCAUUCUGAAUGUGUGGAAGGCAUUUGGCACCCUGCGGGAGAGCACAAUCAGCAUCCUGUUGCUGCUCAUAAGCAUUCUGGAAAAGCCGCACCCCAAAGAGGAAACCUUGGAGAUGGCCUUCCAGUCUGUGGCGGUGGCAUGUGCCUUGUGUGAGAUGUUUUCGGGGUCCUUGUGCCAGGAGGUUAUCCAGGAAUUCUACCCCCGCCUAUUGCUGGCUGUCCUGUAUCAUCUCCACUGGGUGAUUGAACAAAAUGCUGCCCAGAAGAUGGUGGUGUACAACAAGGAGGGGUACCUGGGCUCUAAGAGCAACUCCUUGGACCCCACCAGUUGUGCUCUGGAGGUGGUGAAGCUGGUGAUACUCGCAGCUGCAUAUGAUGGAGUGGUGAACUAUGCAGACCUUCAUCACUCCUGGGACCUUCUGUCCUCCCCCAGUCUUUACCACAUUGGGAUCAUGGACCUGACCAGUGGUAUUGUGAUAAGCUGUGAGCCAGCCGUUCUGCACCGAAUCCUGAACCUCGUCAGGAACCUCCUGUACAACCCAGAUAAUCACUGGAAGAUCCUAGCCAGAGCCUUCUACGCACAGCUGCUCUGGCACCGGUCAGUGGCUCAGACUCUGGGGCAGGAAUUUCUGGGCAAUCUGGUCAAGUGGAUCAAGGAGCCCAAUCUUACGAUGAAAGAAAUUGGCCUCCGUGGAAUCGGCAACCUGGCACUGCACCCAAAGCAGUCAGAGUCUCUGCAAAGCCUGGCUCCAUUCUUGCGAAACUUCCUGAAGAGUGAGGUACGAGUGACAGUGCAGGCCGUGAAGACUUUGCGGAACAUCAUCUGCCACGGGAAGGGGAUGGAGGCCAAGGUCGUCUUUUGCAGCAUCUCCAAGCAACUGCGUCCACUCAUUAAUGAUGAGAGGGACGAGGUGAGGAUCGCAGCCACCUCUGCUCUGGGUCACAUGCUACGUCAAGUGGGCAAAUUUAAGCCUGGAUCCUCCAUCCAAAAAGAGAUUUAUACCUUUCUCGUCCCCCUGCUGCUCAGCAUCCAGGACACCAACAUCGAGGUGAUUAAGGCCUGUGGAGGAGCCCUGACCGAGUGGACUAAGGUGAUUGUCUGGUCGUCACUCACGGAGGCCUUCCGGCACACCACCCUCAGCGACCACAUCCACGUGUUGGAAGAAACAUGCAAGUACCUGGUGGGCACAGGCAAAUUGCAGCUCGUGGGGGACUUACUGUCCCAGAGCUUUGACUUCCUGAAGAGCCCUCAGUUCUUCCUAAGGGCAGCUGCACUCAACUUCAUAGGGUUCACGGUAAAGAGGCUAAACAUGAAACUCAUCCACCCCAAAGAUGUGCAGCUCUUGCGGAGUGUUCUAACAUCCCUCAACAAUGACCCUAUGGAAGAUAUCCCGAUUUUGGCCCAUAAUGUCCUGAAGGCCAUCGAAGACUCUCUUGCCUCGGGGUAUGCCUCUACUUCCAGGCUUACUCAGCUAAGCAGGCACUUCUUCAAAUGGUCCUGCCUGAAACACACAGAAAGAAAGAAGCGACUGUUUAAGACUGUCAAGCGGGAAAAGGCUGAGAGUGAUCAGAAAAGGACAGCCCCGACCUGGCUCCAGAGCCCUCUCGCCUCAUUGCGUAACUGGUACAAGUCACUGUAAAUCUUGAGACCUGGGGACACCAGUCCUUGCAACUGUUGACCCAUAUGUUGAGCUCCGCCCCACGGCAUGUGCUCCCAUCUCCUGCCCCACUGGGACUACAUUGGCUUAAACUCCAGGAAAGGUUUUUUUUUUUUUUUUUAAUAAAUGUGUCUAAUAUUU